Asparagus officinalis (garden asparagus) is the source of this 1783-nucleotide messenger RNA. RefSeq names its product integrin-linked protein kinase homolog pat-4-like. Bases 316 to 1521 code for a protein of 401 amino acids. The transcript has 13 exons. Gene Ontology annotation, biological process: protein phosphorylation. The record is from RefSeq and is a predicted model, not a curated record. Gene Ontology annotation, molecular function: ATP binding; protein binding; protein kinase activity. Lineage: Eukaryota; Viridiplantae; Streptophyta; Magnoliopsida; Asparagales; Asparagaceae.
AAGCAACUUCUUAUGCAGGGUCCUCGAGAAAAUCAGACCCUAUACUUAGAAAUAAAUAUUACACUUCAUGUUUCACUCUCAAUAGAAUCAUAGCGCGCAUCGCCCGUUCACAGCCAAAGCAAAACCCGAGGACAAACCGAGCCCUUUUUAGCUACAAUCGCCAACCUUCAACACGAAAACAAAAAUGAAACAUAGAAAACACCAAGGAACGGAGACUACUAUUAAUCCUUUUGGCACGCCUGCAAGGUGUUUGAGAAAAUUCCCCACCGAGAAACAGAGCAGCAAUAUUUGUUUCCCCUAAAGGCCUGUUGAGUGAUGCCUGAAAUGGAUAUGGUGGCCAUAAAAGACUAUGACAUGCAAGUAAUAGGAAGCUUUCUCCAUUGCGCAUCAAGAGGUGAUAAAGUAGGGUUAAAUCAAAUGCUACUGGGUGGAACUUCUCCAGAUGUUCAAGACUACGAUAGGAGAACUGCUUUGCAUCUUGCAGCUAGUGAGGGGCAUGCAUCGAUUGUAGAACUUCUGAUACAGUAUAAUGCCAAUGUUAAUCUUGAAGACCGUUGGCAGAGAACCCCAUUGAUGGACGCAAGACUCUACGGACAUAGAGAUAUUAUCAGGAUCUUGGAAGUAAAUGGAGGCAGAGAUUCCUUUGACGAACGUCCUAUGACUAUUCGUCACGAACAUGGUCUGAAUGAAGUGAAUAUUGAUCCCUCAGAGCUAAGUUUGGAGCAUACUUCUGUAGUUGAGCAGGGCAUUUUUGGUGAAUCUAAGAAGGUUAAGUGGCGCGGAACGUGGGUUGUUAAAACCAUAAUUAAAACACAAAAAUCUUUUCUGGAAACAAAAAAAUGGUUUGCAAAAGAAAUCUCUCGUCUCAGAGAGCUACGACACCCAAAUAUUUUGCAGUUUCUUGGUGCAAUCGUCCAUGAGGAUGAAAUUGUCCUUAUUACCGAGCAUUUACCUAAGGGGAAAUUGUCUCAAAUAUUGAAUGGCAAAGUGCUUGACAUAUUCACAUCCCUCCGAUAUGCACUCGACAUUGCUAGGGGGAUGAACUAUCUUCAUCAACACAAGCCUCACCAUAUUGUUCAUAAUUAUUUGUGCCCUAGAAACUUGUUGCAAGAUGAAGGAGGACACUUAAAAAUUGGCGAAUAUUGGGUUCAGCUGAUGUACGAAAAGAUGUAUCCUUAUCAAGAGAACUGUAAGGGGACUGAUAUUUCAACUAGCAUGGUCAAGCCUUCUACUGAUACUAAGAGAGAUUUAUUUUCAUUUGCAAAUAUAUUGUAUGAGAUGCUGGAAGGGCGUGCAUUAUUUCCUAAUGUGAACUUGGAUUGCACAAAAUUGAACUCUGCAGAGUCUGGAUCGUUUGAACCAAAGUUUAGGCUAAGUCGAUGCCCCAUAAGGAUCCAACAGCUGGUAAAAGAUUGCAUGAAAGAAGAGGACUCUCGGAGGCCAACAUUUGCUGCUGUUAUAGUAAUCCUUGAGGAAGUCUAUGAUUCCUUAGCCAUUCCGGGUUGCCCUAGUGUCUGUUAACAAGUAAUUCAGUUUCCACUGGGCUUUCCAGGACAUGAACGUUCUCAAAUGCGAACAUGUGUAAGUCGAACCUAUAACAAGUACAUAUAAUUGUACUUCUAUACAAAUCCUAUAUUAUGUCCUUGAUUACGCUUUCUGUAAUACUUGAUUAUAAUUUAAAUAUCAAACAUGCAUUUUGCCUCUUGGGAUUUAUGUGGUGCCUCAGAUGUGUAUCUUAUGAUCAUAUUGAUAUAAUCUUAAAAAGGUGGUUCAGAUGUUGACA